Molecule: messenger RNA, 5668 nt
Organism: Monomorium pharaonis (pharaoh ant)
Lineage: Eukaryota; Metazoa; Arthropoda; Insecta; Hymenoptera; Formicidae
Gene: Sec24AB
Product: protein transport protein Sec24A
Exons: 15
Coding region: 288-3932 (1214 amino acids)
Biological process (GO): endoplasmic reticulum to Golgi vesicle-mediated transport; COPII-coated vesicle cargo loading; intracellular protein transport
Cellular component (GO): endoplasmic reticulum exit site; COPII vesicle coat
Molecular function (GO): zinc ion binding; SNARE binding
Source: RefSeq, a predicted model, not a curated record
CGUCAAUCUGACCGGUUUCGCAAUAUCGCAAUGCCAUCUGGUCACGUCACGUGCCAGGUGCCAUAGUCCAUGGCGCGACGGUCGCACGAGCUGCCACGUAAUGUUGUGUGUGCCGUUCGUUCGCUUUUCGCUAGUUCGCUCAUGAAUUAUUGUUGCUGAGAGACCCUCGUCUUGCGGUGAUUCGUGGAGGCUAGAACACGGCAACGAGGGCAAUGCGCGAGAUCGCGUCUAUCCGUUCCUAAUUCUCGGCGAUUCGUAUUCGACUUACGAAGUGUUGAAGCAACAAAAUGUCACAGUCAAGUGGUUACCAGUAUCCGUUAUACACAGAUUCCAACAAUUCUUUGAAAAAUGAGCCACCUCCCAUUGUAAAUGGUCAAAAUCCCACAUCUCAGCAAAAUGGAAUGCAGUCUUCUCAGUUCAACUUAACUGGCACACCGUCAUCUCAAUCGUCACGUGACCCGUCCAGGGAGACUUCUAGAGAUCCGUCACCAACACAAUAUCUUCACAAUCAAUAUCGUCCUCAAUUGCCACGACCACCAAUGCCACCAAUAAACGGUCCUCAGAACUCGAAUGUGUUGCCUCCACCACCUAGAACAUCACAACCAUAUAGUUCUGGAAAUCUCUAUAGUGCUCAUAGCCAGCAGUAUGUCGCGAGCACUCAUAACGUUGUAGUCAGCACAUCUUCAGCUGCUUUUGUAUCUCAGCCUAGCCAAGAAAUUAAACAUCGACAACCUACGAUUCCUUCAAAUCAGAUGCCCUCGGUAGCAAAGAAUCUGACUCCAGUGUCUGCACCGUCGAUAUUUGCGGAUAAGCCAGAACCGACUAAAGUAAACCAAAGUUAUCAGUGGGCGACUAAUUCCCCACCUACCAACAUUCCGCAGGGUACUAUAGGCGUUUCUGGAGUAUCCAGUAGCAUCGACAAGCCUAGUCAAGUCUCAACGGAUCAAACUGUGGAAAGUCAGACGUCUUUUACUAGAACAAAUAAGACUCUGUUGUAUAAUCAAGGACAUCCCAUCCCUCCACCUGCAUCCUCCAACGCUACCAAUCUACCUCCUUCGAAUAUCACGCAUCAUUUAAAUCAAAACAAUUAUGUACAGCAAGAACCAGUGAAUUCCAGUAUACAACCUCCAAGGACUCAUUUCAGCCAAGCACAAUCGAUAAUUAGUUCUUCUGCAAGCUUAAGUAAUCCGCAAUUCAAAUAUGGAAGUCAACCACAGAGUGCAUCUAGUGCAUCGCCAAUGCCAAAUUCAAGCACACAGAAUUUAUUUUAUAGUGCACAAGGCCACAAUGUAGGUCCACGAAAUCCUCAUGAUUAUAGUCCCCAGUCUCAAAAUUUACUUACUGGUUAUAUGGAUCCCACGGGAUUGGGAAAUAUUCCUCAAGGUCAAAAUGUACAUCAGAAUUUAGUUGACUCGAGGCAAUAUCCACAACAAGACACUGCCAAUACCGCGAUGCUACCGCCUUCAGGAGGUAACCAGUUACAUGGUACAAGAUUACCUCCGCCUGGAAUGCCUCCUCUUCCAGGACAAACGUACGAUCCUCGUUCACAAUAUUCUGGCCCGAUGACGAACGUUCCAUUAGAUUCGUCAAAUAGAAGGUAUCCUAAUGUAUAUCCUGACCAAUUAAAUCAAUUAAACAAUCAGAUGGACAAUUUGAACGUCGCACAAGUUGGCUACAACAAAAUAUGGGGGAUGGUAUCGAUAGACCUCUUACAGUACCGAAAUAUACUGCCACCUGAAAAAGUCGAACCACCAAAGAUCAAGUUGCAUCAGGAAUUUCUGGAUUCCGUAAAUUGUAAUCCUGAGAUAUUUAGAUGUACAUUGACAAAAGUCCCAGAAUCAAAUUCGCUUCUGCAGAAAUCAAGAUUACCAUUCGGCGUACUAAUACAUCCUUUUAAAGAUCUAAAUCAGCAUUUAGCGGUGAUUCAAUGUAAUACGAUCGUGCGUUGUCGAGCUUGUCGAACAUAUAUCAACCCAUUUGUAUACUUCGUCGAUUCGAGACGAUGGAAAUGCAAUCUUUGUUUCAGAUUGAAUGAACUUCCUGAAGAAUUUCAAUUUGAUCCUGUGACGAAAUCAUAUGGCGAUCCAUCGCGACGACCAGAAGUCCGAACCGGCACGAUAGAGUUUAUCGCGCCAAGCGAGUACAUGGUCCGUCCACCUCAACCCGCUGUUUAUCUCUUUGUUCUGGACGUUUCUCGUCUCGCGGUGGAAAGUGGCUAUCUGCGGAUCGUUUGCAACACCAUCGCCGACGAACUGUCGCAUCUCCCCGGCGAUAGUCGCACCCAAAUCGGUUUUCUUGCUGUUGAUUCUACUCUGCACUUCUUCAGCAUGCCCGAUAAUGUUUCGCAACCGCACGAAAUGAUUAUGCUGGAUAUCGACGACGUGUUUCUACCGUGUCCAGACAACCUAAUUGUAAAUCUGAAAGAACGUGAAGAGCUUGUGCGCGAUCUUCUUGCACAGCUUCCUGUCAAAUUCUGUGGUACUAAUGAUACUAAUAGUGCUCUUGGCGCCGGCCUUCAAGCUGCCCUCAAACUUCUCUCUCCCACUGGAGGACGUGUAACCGUUUUUCAAACGUGUCUACCUAACAUUGGUCCAGGGACCCUGCAACCGAGAGAAGAUCCCAACACUAGAGUGAACAAAGAUGUGCCACAUCUUAAUCCCGCAACGGAUUUCUACAAAAGAUUUGCUCUAGAUUGCAGUGGGCAACAAAUCGCAAUUGAUCUGUUCUUGUUGAACAGUCAAUACAGCGAUCUAGCAACUUUAUCAUGUGUGUCGAAGUUUACGGGUGGCUGUAUUUAUCAUCUGCCACUGUUUCGAGCAUCGAAAUUACAGAAUAUUGAAACUUUAGAAAGAUUACUUCGUCGUUAUUUAAUGAGAAAGAUCGGCUUUGAGGCGGUGAUGCGACUACGUUGUACUCGCGGUCUCAGCAUUCACGCCUUCCAUGGCAGCUUUUUCGUUCGAUCGACUGAUCUCCUCUGUUUGCCAAAUAUUAAUCCGGAUGCUGGUUUUGGCAUGCAAAUUUCUAUUGAUGAAAAUCUUUCCGAUGUGCAGAACGUAUGCUUCCAAGCAUCUCUUCUGUAUACUUCAAGCAAAGGUGAACGAAGAAUUAGAGUGCAUACUUUAUGCCUGCCAGUUGUCACGAGUCUGUCGGAUGUAUUACAUUCUGCAGAUCAACAAUGUAUAAUUGGCUUAUUAUCAAAAAUGGCUGUCGAUCGAUCGCUUCAGUCAUCGUUGUCAGACGCUAGAGAUGCAUUAAUUAACGUCGCUAUCGACAUUCUGUCUGCGUACAAACUGGCACAAUCUUCCAGCGGUGGAGGACUUAUUGCUCCAGGAAGUUUAAAACUGUUGCCCUUAUACAUCAUCGCAUUGUUGAAGAGUGUAGCGUUCAGAUCCGGCACGAGUACACGUUUGGAUGACCGCAUAUUCGCCAUGUUUCAACUGAAAACAUUGCCGUUGGGACAGUUGAUACAGGUGGUUUAUCCUGAUUUGUAUCCCGUUCACAUGCUCGACGACCAUAACGCGAAAGAUAUCGACGGCAAAGUAUGCCCACAGCCGCCUCGGCUAAAUUUAUCCGCCGAGAAACUCGAUAGCCGAGGCAUCUUUCUUUUGGACGCUGGCGACAGAAUCCUUAUUUACAUUGGCAAGAAUAUCAAUUCGCUUCUCUGUUCUAAUGUGUUCGGCACUUCAGCGUUUGCUUCUAUUCCAGAGGAAAUGUAUGAAUUACCGGAAUUGGAUACGAUAGAAAGCGAACGAUUACGAAACUUUGUAUUUAGCUUGCAAGAGGAAAAACCAUACUACGUACCUCUACAAAUUAUCAGAGACGACAGCCAUUUCAGGUCAUUGUUCGUCGAGCGAUUGAUAGAGGAUCGAUUCGAAUCUGCUCUUAGCUAUUACGAGUUCUUACAGCAUCUCAAGACGCAGGUGAAGGAGUGACCAAGUUAAUAAAUUCGUGUGUAACACCAACUCCUGCUCGGAGGUGUUAAUCAUUAAGGAUUAUGGAAUCGUAAUGGAAACAAUCGCGCAAUUGAAAAAUUACGCGAUCCGUUACAAUCAUUAAUCGAUCAUGGGUCAUUCGGGAUAUUUUGGGACAUGUCGCGUGAUACAAGAUUUAUUAUGCCAUUUACUUAUGCAGCAGUGACAGCCUUAUUGAAAGACACUGACGCAUUUAAAUACGAUAGAUUGUAUAAUUAUUGUUAUUAUUAUUAUUACAUUAUUGAUUAUUUACCAUCGGUGUAGCCUCGUCAUAUGAAGUUGCGUUCUCGUUGGGCGUCACUUGAGUUAAAUUUCUUCAACUCGUCUAGUAAAAUAAUAUUCAUUUUUUAAGUUUUUGUGUUAUAUCUAAUAAUAAUUUUAACCCGAGAUUUAUUUGUUCAGUAGGAAAAUUUUUUUCACAAUAAUUGAAUAGUACCAGCAUGAUAAUGCGUUAGCAGCACGUCAAUUUUCUCUAUCGUAAAAUUGUUAGGAUUGAGCAUUUCUUCUAAUCUAAGAUUUCUCUCGGUUCCCGUUCUUUUAUCGCAAUGACACGUAUAAAUGGAAAUGUCAUUGUCCGCUGUCUUUCACUCUACUCACGUCACUUUUUAUCUACUUGUGAUUAUGUGAUGAAUAAGCGAGAGAGAAAGAGAGAAAGUGAAAAUGCAGCGCAAAGAGAGAGUCCUCUUAGUUUAGAGGAAUGGCUGGCUUGAAAUAGAGAAAAUCGAUCAUUUUCGAUGAUGUUUGUAUAAAAUAUAUAUAUAUUUUUAAUUAUGUUUUUCUUUUCUUUUAAUCACUAUAUGGAAGUAUCGUUAUUGUCGCAAUACGCAAGUGUUCUUACCUUUAAAAAAUACUACUUUCGAAAAAAUUCUGAAGAUAUUAGUUAUAAAUACUUAUAUGCAAUAGAAAGGGAGUUAAAUAAGUGCAAUUUUGCAUUUUCAAUAUAAAUAAUAAUAAAUGAAAGAUGCUUGCGGGCUGAAUGCCGCCAAAUGAAGAUAUUUCGCGAUGAUGAACAAAUACGCUCUUGUAAUUUAAUCACCUGUAGGCGAUAAAAUGAGCAAAGAGGGGAUAACGAAAACUCGUGAAAAAAUUAUAUUAUCCGUCUCCAUGUCAUUCCUUGGACAAUGACAUAUUGUUAAUUCGCAUGUAAAAUUGUGGCUUUACGAUGAGCGAAGUCAUAGCAACAAUUUUAAUCGACGAACAUUACAAUUAAGAUAUUGUUACAAUUGAAUUAAUUAAUUAAUUAAAUAUUGUAAAAUAUAAGGAAGGAGAGAUGAUGAGAGAGAGAUGAUUUUGCGCCAAUGUAAAAUAUAUAAAUCGAGGCGUAAAGCUCGCCUGUAAAGGACUCUAUAACAAAAUAAAAUAAUGGUGAACAAUAGCACUAGCAAGUGUUAUAAGAAAUAAACAAGUGAAUAUUGUAAAAUAAUUGUAUUACUCGUACUUUGUCAUGCUGCCAAACGGGGCUGCUUCGGCGUAGUUUCUUUUUUCAUUUUACAAUCCGCCGAAAGCAGAAACAGCGUAUGACGAUUUAGAGAGUCUAUUAUUUAAUAAUUAUACACACACACACACACACACACAUAUAUAUAUAUAUAUAUAUAUAUAUAUACGGGAAGUAAUUUUACAUUCGUUGUUAUGUCCUUUAACAAUUCCCUAACCCGUGUAUAUCGCUUAAUUUUUAUAAACUGUCAACUAUACAUAUU